Danio rerio (zebrafish) is the source of this 1414-nucleotide messenger RNA. The record is from RefSeq and is a predicted model, not a curated record. Lineage: Eukaryota; Metazoa; Chordata; Actinopteri; Cypriniformes; Danionidae.
AUGUCAUCAGUAGCUGCAGUUAGAAAUGGAUCCUGGAUUGUGCUGUUCAUGGGAACCAGUGAUGGUCAACUGAUAAAGCUGGUUUUGGAUGAGAAUUACACACCAGGCUGUCCAACAGUGCUGUACAAGUCUGAUGAUGAACGAGCUGUGCUUCCCAGAUUGCACUUUGAUCCAGUAGAUUUUAAACACAUUUACAUUGCUCUGGGGAAAAAGGUGUGUGCAGUGUAUCUCAUCUGGGUGUCACUGGUCUUCUUCAUCCCAGCGCUGUUAUUGGAGCCAGAGAUUCUCUCUUUAGAGCCUUACAAGGUUUCUUUCCAUGGCAAAAACAACGUUUUACUAAAAGGAAGGAACCUGGACUCUGUCACCAAAAUCCGUAUUAGAGGGGAUCUAGACUGUGUUGCUAAAGAAUCUCCAGUGUUUGAUGGCUCAAGUGACACUCUAAGGUUCAACAUUCCUCCCAGUGAAACUAAAGGAACAGUAAAACUGUGUGUUGUUACUCCUGACAACCUUUGUCAUGGUAACAGCAACAUCAUUUACAGUUCUCAGCCUAAAUGCACAGGAGUACAGCCUAGAAGCAGCUGGAGAAGUGGUGGAAGGAAGAUUCAUGUUCAGGGGACCAAUAUGGAAUAUGUGGAGUCAGUUAACGUUUGCCAUUCUAAUAAAGUGGUGGAAACCAAAUACAACACAAACGCAGAGGAAAUGUGGAUUCAUUCCCCCCGUUAUGAUGGCAGUGGACAAUUAAGCUUAUCGCUAAAUGUUGGAAACUCCACAGUGGACUGUGUGCAUUAUAUCUCAUACCAUCCUGAUCCAAAGUUCACUCAAUUUUCCACAUUUCAGGUGGCUGACGACCUGCUAGUGUACAUUCAGAAAAAGACAGAUGAGUUGAAUUUGAGUAUGAGUGAGGUGAACGUGACGGGUCAACAGGGAGAUCGGGAGUAUGAGUGUGUUUUGGAGAGGAUUAAAUCCAAUGCUAUUAUUUGCUAAAUUAAAGGAGAAAGAGGAGCCGCCCCAGCAGUGGAUUCACUCCAUAUCAGUGUUGGAAAUUCUUUUGUUCUCAGGAUGGGAGAAGGUACAAAACAUUUCUGCCUCAGACAUCAAAACCCAUCUGAUCAAGUUUAAAGAAGCAAAAGAAAACACUCUGACGAAACUCCCACAGCAGAAAUUAAAAGAAAAAAGGCUUGAAAAUCAUGCUUGGCGUAUAUAAUACAGUAGGCUUUUAUAUGUAGAUGUAUUGUCAUACCACUGUGCAAGUGUUAUUCUAAGAUGUUGAAUUUGUUAUUAACUGUAUAAAUAAUUUGUCAUAUAUAAUGUUUUUAUAUUACUAAUGUUCAGCUUUAACAAAAUUAAGACAAUUUUAUGCACUCUGUUUUUCCUUACUUAUAAAUAACCAUUAAAAUGUCAAAUUAUUUGCAAA